Messenger RNA from Amoebophrya sp. A25, 5036 nucleotides. The record is from the annotation of a GenBank genome assembly. NCBI's taxonomy places the organism in Eukaryota, Dinophyceae, Syndiniales, Amoebophryaceae.
GAGUGGCAGCCGCGGCGUGGAGAGAGCGAACCAAAUCCGAUUCAUGAUGUGUCUGUGUGUUAGUUGUCUUGUAAAAAAGCGAAACGAGGGUCCAUUCAGUGAUAAAGCUUCAUCAGGAAUUUACUUGUUGGAAAUAACCUAUCAUGCGUGUUUCAUCAGAAUCAGUUUAGUGUAUUCUAGCUCCCGUUGUUCUCUACCACAUCUAGAAAUAUUUUUCCCCCGAGCCUCUAAUAGAGGCCCUCUAUGUAUUGGUUUGUUUUUUUGUUGUUUUUCAUGAUAUAUUUCAUUUCAAAUUUGAUUUCGUACGAGUUGUAGUUGUACACUCAGGGUGGCACUCGUAUGCAAGCUGCCGCAUAGAUUCGAAUCAUUAGAAGUGCUUGAGUAGGAGCACACUGCAAACACUAGAGUGAAAAUGCAUGGAAUUCCUUCUUCUAGUGUAUGGACUUGACAUUGUCGAAGAGCUUCUUGAGUAGGAGCACAUCCUCACGUUCAAUCAGUACAAGAUGCGUGCUUUUUUUGGUGGCGGUGAGGAUGGGAACCAAAAACGACCGCCCUCCAUGGGAGAAAACGACUCCGCUGGAGUAGACCUAGAUGGUGACCUCCCCGCUGAGUAUGAUGCUGCUAAUUCACCUGUAAAUGCAGGAAGAAAACAGGUUUUGCUACUGGAUCAAUCGGGUUCGGUGAAAGAAGUUGGCGAUGAUGAACGAGCGAGCAGCAGCAGCAAUAGUGUCAAUUAUGGCUACCGCUGCACCAUCAUGAACGUCAUCCUUGGUUCGUUUUUCAAGGGGAAAAUUCAAGGGACCAGGGAGACUCUCACGGAUGCGAGCGCGGUACGACCUCUAACUCAACAAGGAAGCGAAUGAUCCUUCAUCAGAUGACUUGUGUGUCGAAAGCGUCAGUGUGAGCUCAGUAGUUUCAGGGGAACGGUUGCCGUCAUACAAGAUCGCAUCGAACUCGACGAGAAAGCAUAAAAAUUCGAUUGUUUUUAUGGCCGUGUUGUAGCUCUAGCUUAUAAGCUUCCCCAUAAUUAACAACUAGGACAUUUUUAGCCUCUAAUCCACCUUCCGCUUCCGCUUCCACCGCAGCAUCAUCACCGAGUCCUCCGAUGGUCCGCAACCUGUUAGAUGACGGCGAAUUUCAACCGAUGGGCGCUGUGUCUCCUUCUAAAAGCAAGGCGAAUGCGAGGAGAGAUGGUUCAACGACCUCCACAGCAUCUGCCUCUACGUCCAAAGCUGCUCCUCGAAGUCGCACUGCUAGUGGAAUAGAAAGUGAAUUGUUGGUAGACGGAUCGUCGAUCCAAGCGGCCGCGUUGUUACGGUUUGUUCCUCUUGUGAAGCUCAAAGUCGAUCGAGUCUUAGAUGCAUUGCCGUAGAAGUUCUACUUCUGUAAACUAUAGCUCUACUUCUACUACUUGUUCUACUUCUACGUGUAGAACUGUUCUAGUACUUCUAAACUAUAGCUCUACUUUGCGAGAGAGUGCCCUUUAACUACAAGGUUAGACCAAAAAAUAAGCUCAAUCCAAAAAUACAGGUAAGUAUCUCUAACUCCCAUAGAAGCAACCGGCAACACAACAACUCGGAGCUCCUCGACCUCGACUGCUUCGUCAUGCCUGAUAGAGCAGGAUGAUAUCGGUGAGGAAGGCAUUCCGGAUGAGGGAACCAACAGUCACAUUCCACAGUCGGAGCAUCAUGUGACAAGUCUGGCGUUCGAUGACGAAAUGGCUAAUUUUGUUAUGCUUAUUCAAUAAUUAUUAGGUAUUACUCUUGUUUAUUAUGCUGGAACGAUCAUCUUCAUGAUCAUGCUCAUGAUUUUUGAAUCAAGCCAUGCAGAUGAAGACGAGAAGUGCAGAUGAAGAAUGAUGAACUCCUAUUAGUGUCUAUUUAGUGCAUGUUGAGCGACUCUCUGAUGUUUAUUCCUGGAAGAGAUACAGCACCUCUUUAGACUAUUACACUAUGGGGGCUUCUUCUUUCAGCUCUUCUAAUCUCCACGGCGAGUACGACGAGGAGGACCAGUACGAAGGGGACUUCUCCGAGUGGCGGUUUGAGUUAGCGAACAGCGGACUGAGUCAAGAGCAGCCUGAGUUGUUGGGGAAGAUGAUGGAUUUUUUAGAGCGAGUCCAAAGCGAGAACCGUGAUCUCAGAAAAGACCGACAGCAGCAAAUGACGCGCGUCAACAACCUACUGAGCUCUGCCAGUGACACUCUGUGUAAACAGGUGAACGAUUUCUUGGCGGAGAAAGAGAUCGAGCUGGAACAGAAGGUCAAGCAGAACCUCCUAGAGGAAGCCUCAGAAAGAAUAGUGUCUCCGAACAAGAACAAUUUUUUAUUAACACCAUCCAAAAGCACUGGCGCAAAAACAAGUGUUCUUGCAGGUUUUGGAGGCUCUUCUGCCUCAACUUCAUCAAUAGCUGCACCUUUGCUAAGUGCACCUGCACCAGAAGCUUCUACUUCUGUUGGCACUAGCAGUAGUACAGAACAGUCCACCGCUGAAACUUCAAAAGACAUCAAAGGUUCACCUCCACCUCCUAGAACCGGCUUGACAGGUCGUGCCAUCUCCGCCUGUGCCUUCCUUCGUUGGCUCGUCAAAGCGAUAUUCUAUCUCGUCGCUCUCGAGUGCGUCGCCUUCACGUGGAGCUUCUUCACUUUUCAGCUAGCUUUUUUCAAAAAUACUUCAGACAUCCGCAGAAUAGUAACCGACUCGUGUCGAAGUCUUGUGGGGAAAGACGAACUAUUACAAUCUUCGCAUGGGGCAAUGAGCUUCAUGGAAUUUUUGACGACGCCAAGUCAUUAUGAGAAAGGUUUCAACGCAAGUGGAAAUAAAGCACCAGUAUCUUGAAAUAAUAGCUACAACGUACAACAGCAUCUGAAUGUUACCCCCAAAAGACUGGCUUUCCCUUUCUAGUAGAACUACUUAUCAAAGCUCUACCUCUAACAAUCCUUAACUUCCGCCCCCGUCGUCGCUUACGACAGUACCGGAAGCCUAGUCGAACCAAUGGCCAUCGACGAAGAGGCUUUCCGAAAGGAACAAGCAAGGCGUGCACAGCAAGAGGCUGCUUUCGAGAGCAUAGAAGAUGGGAAGACUUCUAGUUCACCAGAGGUGCAGCAAACACUUCAAACGCUGACUGAUAACGCCAAGCAGUGCGAAGGAGCGAUCGCAAAGUGUGCCGAUGAAUUGUUGAGCUACAAGAGCGAAUACCAGAGGAUGCUGAACGAAUACAACAGGGCAGUCGGAGAAUACAAAAAAAGUGAACAUUAUGGAUUUCUUGCUGGUAGAUAGAUAUGGAGCAAUUACAUUUAGUACAAGUACAUCAAGAACAAGAAUAAAGAUACUUGAACUUGAAGAUGGACAAGAUCUAGCUGAAGAUGGUUGCUGAAAUUUAGAGCAUUUUAGUGUGCACCUCUAAGUCAAAAGCCUGGCUAUGCUACGGAUGUUCGUGACACGGAGGGGGCCAGUAUUGGAAGACCCUCAGAACUGCUGGGCCCAGACCUUCACGCCAGAGAUCUGCUGUUCGCCGUGGUACCGCUAUCUAAUCGUUCUAGUGAACCAUUGGAACUACUAACUCAAUCGCCGUACUUCUAUCUAAUCGUUCUAGUGAACCAUUGGAACUACUAACUCAAUCGCCGUACUUCUAUCUAAUCGUUCUAGUGAACCAUUGGAAUCUCUUCUGAGUUUUACGGAUUUCCCUGAUGUUAAAACUUAAACUGUUGUGUUGAAAAUGUUGACGAUGUGGAUGCGGCGCUUCUACUUGCUCGCUAUUUGCUUCCAUUGCUACUACUUCGCCAGUUGUGUCCUGUUGCUGAAGGUGAUGACGUUGAAGCUGAAGCUGUUGCUGUUGAUGCUGGCGCUGAAAUUGUAGCUCUAUUUAUCUAGUAAAUAUAAAUAUGCCUAUUUGCCCAAGGUGGUCGUACUACUAACUCAAUCGUUCUAGUGAACCAUUGGAACUACUAACUCAAUCGCCGUACAACUAACUCAAUCGUUCUAGUGAACCAUUGGAACUCGCCGUUUCAUGCAUCGUAUUUCACCCCUGUUUUAUGUCAACAACGUCUUCGGAGACGUCAUCGACCCUGAAGUUAAUGAGUUCCAUGUCUUCGGCGUUCUUAGCGUCCAUUCUACCACAUUGGAUGGUAGAUCCCAACCUACUUAACCUAACCUAACCAUUCUACUCCAUUUUGUACCACCUGCGCUCCCUCUUCAGGUACGGUCCAACCGGCCAUCCGGGAUGUUGGGACGGAUACGUGACGUACGAGAAAUGUUGCGCCCUCUAUCGAACUACGGACACAACCAGCAGACAUGGCGCCCAUGCCAAGAAAGCAUUGCCGCACGGUGGAAGAUGAAGCUGAGGUCGCUGCUUUUUGUGGUGAUUUUUUGAUCUACAUUUAGAUCGAUCAUUAUGCUUGUUGUAACCCAACAGGCUGUCCUCUGGAAAUUUGUUUCCUGUUUUUCAUAUGAUUCCAUUUUUUUUUCAUGUAAUGAAAAUGUGCUGCAGUAGGAAAAGCAUGCAUUUCUCUCUCGAAACCUGCUAUCAUCGGUCUGUUCUUUCAGUACAUAGAUUCUGAUAAGCCGAAGCAUUUUAAUUUAAACGACCAAGAUAUUCAAAAUACGCUUUCUUCAUCACAGAUAUUGCAACUAGCAUGAACUACUUUUCUGAACAAAUAGAUACAAUAAACUAACUUCUGACACAGACACUACGUACAUCAACAAAAACACAAAAUCAAAAAAAAAACUUUUUUGUGGAGGGGUUAACUAAGAUUUACCCUCUCCUCAUUUUGAGCUUUCUGUGGAGAUUUUGUGCAUAAAAAUGGCUACUAGCGUAGCAUCCCUAUUGCUUUCCUCGACCUAGUGGUCUCCUGCUCCCUACACCCAUUUUUCAACGUGAUGUUUCACGACUUUUCAUGAUCCAUCAAGAAACGGAUGGGCACGUGAAGGUUCGAGGACAAUAUAUUAUGUUGUCUUGUAAUUCCAUCAAGGAGAAUCAUCAUGUUGAAUUCAAGUAGUACGUUGCUUCGCGCUCACGAACCACGACGAGCUACACGGAAU